GUUCGCAUCUGGUUUCUCAACAAUAUUUACCCCGAAUCAGUUCUCAAUAGGCGCUUUCCCUAUCGCCUCAUGUUUCAUUUCGUCACAGAAACACGCGCGCUUUUCGUGAUUUUCAAAACUUUUCCUUCACCAUGAACUCUUUAAAAAUUACCUAAUCAUAAAACCUGUCAAAACAUCGUGUCAAACUAAUGAUAAAUAUUUAAUUGUGUUAUAAAUAUAAAAAUAGAUAUGUUUUUCCUGUUCUCCAGAUAUGUGAUAUUAAUGUUAUUGUUACUGAACUUUUUAUCAGGGCAAAUUUUUUCAAGUGAUUUGCAAAUAAGGCAUCGAAGGGCUCGACUUGUUAGAAACCGAAGACACGGUAACCAUUAUUUGAAAAUUCAAAAACUUUCUUCAGAUUUUGAAAAUGUAGCUAACUUUGUAACUGAAUCUUCAGAUAUGUUGUUCGAUAAUUCUACUUUAACGAUAUCAGACGAACAGAUAAUAAUUAAAUUAUCUUCUGAAAGUCCAAAUGCUCGUAAAUCUAUUGAGAAUACGAAUAGAACGAAAUCAGAUAGAAACAUAAAUAUAAAAGUAAAUACGAACGCUGCCAUUCAUUCAAAUAAUAGUUGGCAACACAUCGACAAAACUGUUUUAUACAUGGGAGAAAAACGAAUUUUCAAUAAAGUUGAUAGUAAUGAAACUGAAACUGUCUCGGAGAAGUUUCCGAAUACAAAUGAUAUAAAUACGUCUAAAAAUCAGAAGUCAGGAGAAAAAACUUUUCGUCGAGCUGAAAGUAGCCGCGGUCAUGCUGACAUCGUUACUCGAUUUUUACGAAUAGUGGAAUCUCAACAUCUACUUGGAGAAAAUUGCACCGCGGGAACAGAUUUGAAUUUAGGUGAAGGUGUAGUGGACAGAUACGCUCAAGAAAGAUUCAGAGUUGAAGCGGAUCUAUGUGUCAAUAGGGCAAACAUGUUAACCAGAAUCUGGAAAUACGCCGAUCAAAAAGCACUUACUUCAGAAAAUCUUCUUUAUUCAAUGGUUUAUUCCUUAGUGGAAUUUAACGAUGUUAUAUUCGCUGCUGGCAACUGCUACGCUGAACAUCAGUAUAAAGAUCAUUUGCUUUUUUGCCCUUACGCUUAUCGUUUACCCGAGGGAAACAUCCUGGUUAAGGACCUAUCUGUCGAAUACCAUUAUCUUGGCAACACUUCAGAGUGGUUCUACAUCGCUAGAAAAAAUGCUGAAAAAGUCAUCAAAGAAAAUUCGCAAUAUACUUAUGGUUAUAAAGCGCACCGAUAUAACAGCACAGCAAUGGGAGAUCGUGUAUCGCAAGAAAUAUUAUCCGUACGCUAUGAGGAUGGGAAGUGGUCUAAACCGUAUUAUGAUUGCGGAGGUGGCAACAUAUGGAUGUUGACUUAUACUGUGCCAUUUUUCGGUUAUAAGAAUGACACGUACUUCUUCAAAGGUACCAGUGGUAUAGAUAUUGAUUUACGCCACGUUGAUAUAGACCAAUGUCCUUUAACAGAAGAAAGAAGUCAAUUGAACAUAUUUGCUGCAUCAGAUAAAUGCAAAAGAAGAACAACUAUGUGUGUCCCGAUUCCGGGGUUGGGUUUCAGAAGAGGAAGCUACAAGUGCGUGUGUAGACCGGGAUUCUACUUUCCAGAUAUUAAGGCUGAGAGACGUUAUUACAAUGGCACAGUUCUCGAAGAAGAAUACGAAAAACGCAUGCUGGGUGAAAGCAGUCAAUACGAUAAAGAAGAUAUGUUUGAGUGUCUUCCAUGUCCAGAAGGAUGUGAAUCCUGUGAAGACGAACGUCCCUGUGUAGUAACUCUAAACUGGGUUAUGCGGACGGUCAUUUUGAUUCUUUCAUGCGUCACGAUAUGCUGUUUACCAAUUGUUGUGUUUUUUACUUGGAAAUAUGGAGAUGUAAAGGUGGUUCGUGCUGCUAGUCCUGUGCUGUUAAGAGUUAUAGCAUUAGGAGCAUUCUUUAUAUAUAGCACUAUGAUUGUCAUGUAUCCUAAGCCAACGCUAUAUACGUGUACCGCUAGAGUAUGGCUCAGAGAAAUCGGCUUCUCUCUAACUUAUGGUGCUUUGAUGCUCAAAACCUGGAGGAUAUCCGUUAUAUUCAGAGUUCGUUCUGCUAAAGCUGUUAAGAUCACGGAUACGAAUUUGCUGAAGAGGUUGGGUGUAAUACUGACGAUUUUUGCCGCUUUUCUGAUAAUUCGCACUCUUGUAGCACCCCCCGUCGUCAUUGUUGGAAGGACCGCCGACGAUCUUAAAGCCUAUCUCUGCAGAACGGAUUGGUGGGAUCAUUUGUUCUCGACAUUGGAAGUCCUCUUUUUGGUCUGGGGUAUUAGACUCUGCAUUGUUGUGCGAAAAGCGCCAUCAGAAUUCAAUGAGAGCCGAUUUAUCUCCAUGGCCAUUUACAACGAGUUCUUGUUAUCGGUUUUCUUGAAUAUAUCAAUGUUGUUCUUACAAAAACCAGCUAAUCCAGAUUUGAUGUAUAUCAUAUUUUUCUGUCAUACCCAGCUUACUGUGACCCUUCUUCUGUGCUUAAUAUUCGGUAGUAAGGUAUUCAUGGUGUUCAAAAACAAAGGACGCGCUGAUGAAAGUUCUAUGGUAUCAAAAACACCGUCCUCGAAAUUUAUCAGUAAGAGCAGAUCCGAUAAUCCACAAUACAGCACCAAUUCUUCUAUAGGAGGAGGGCCAGUGGAUUUCUCUUAUUCGAAAUAUAACGAACAGGAUGUCCAAGAAGAGUUCUUGAGACUCUACACGCAGCUUGAAGUUUUACGCGAAAGAAAUAUGAGGAUGGGAAAUCGACAUUUGGCUUCUAAAAUAAUUGCUAUGCAGGAUGCUGCCAGGACACACGAUAAUUCGAAUCGAAAUUUGAUAAAACCUAGUAGCAGUAUAGAUAACAUAGCCGACACGAAUAUUGAAGAUGUAUCUACACUAAAAAUAAAAAGACAGAGCGUAUCAUUUGCAAUAGAGGUUAAACCCGAAGCGAAUGGUGAUACAUCUACAAUGAAGAAUAACCCUGAACAUAAUGAGAAUAUCGUUUCAAAUGAAACAACUGAAAAUACAGCAUCCAGUUCAACAUAUCCUCCGCCAACUCCAGAAGUUAAAUACAAAGAAAAACCCUCAGCAACUGACAGCAACGGCAGAUAUCUAAUGUCGGGACACGCUAGAACGCAUUCCAUCGUUAUCAACUUAGAUGAUAAGAGCAGAUUUACUGAUGAAAUUACUGUUUAAUAAUUUCUUUUUUAUUUACUACGUACCUGAUGUGAAAUAAAGGUUGUAUCUAGGUAUAUA
Molecule: messenger RNA, 3285 nt
Organism: Diorhabda sublineata
Lineage: Eukaryota; Metazoa; Arthropoda; Insecta; Coleoptera; Chrysomelidae
Product: probable G-protein coupled receptor 158
Exons: 12
Coding region: 229-3225 (998 amino acids)
Biological process (GO): G protein-coupled receptor signaling pathway
Cellular component (GO): membrane
Molecular function (GO): G protein-coupled receptor activity
Source: RefSeq, a predicted model, not a curated record